AUGGCAAAUAAAAUACUAGAUCCAAUCUUUAGAUUAUACGAUCCGAUUCGUUAUUCGUUUAACAAGAAAAAAGAGGAUUAUAUUAUCAUCUCACCGACUGUUGGUUCUAAAUCCCAAUUGAAUGAUGGUGGUAGAAUUACCUUCGAAAUAAAUUCAUUAUCGAAUUGGUUGCUUCUUUCCGAUGCUUAUUUCAGAUGCGAUUUCAAAAUUAAAGAUGGAACUCAGAAUCAAGUUUCACAAACAAAUACAACGUUAGAAAAUAAUUUCUUUCCAUCUUUAUUUAGCGAGAUGGUUUUGGAAGCUGGUUCAUAUCCGAUAGAAACAAUCAAACACCCUGGGGAAUUCGACACAAUGCUGAAAACAGUUUUAUAUCCUAAAGAUUUCGAUUCAGUCUCAGGUUGGAUACCCGAUGUUGGUGAUGGAAGUGAUUUAAAAGAACCGGUAAGAAAUCUUGCAAAUGAUGCCGAUUUAGAUAGAGUGAGAGUUGUUGCUCGAAACACAAUAGAAAGAGUAGCACGAGCAGCUAAUCAUGGAUUUGAAAAACGAGUACUUCAGUACAAUAAUAUUGUUGAGAAUAAUAGGUGGGGUAAUUACGUAAAUUGGAAAUUAUAUCCUUUAUUCGGUCUGUUGGAACACAGAAAAGUUUCCAUAGGGUUACCAUAUAAAAUUCAUCUACAAAGAGAAAUCAACGACGAUAAGAUAUUUUUUGGAGAGAAUGGUUCAGAUGCAAAAUUAGAAAUAACGAAUCUCCAACUUUUCAUACCCGUAAUAACACCAUCAAUUGAAGUAGAAACGAGAAUAUUCAACUCGUUAACUAAAGAUAUUGAAAUAGCUUUUCUUCAUCGUAAUAGGGUAGGUAGCAUGGCUUUAACUGGAGAAUCCACCACAUGGCCAAUCACUAACACUAUUAAACCAGCAAAAUAUUUAAUGAUUGGUUUCAAGAACUUAACAGAUUCUCAAACGAAUAACAAUAAUGUCUUUAGAGUGGCAAUGAACCAAACUCAAAAUCCUUUAAUCCAUAAAGUUCAAGUAAGAUUAAACAACGAUAAUUAUCCUAACCAACCUUUAACAAUUAAUCCAACCACAAAGGAUUAUAAUGAAUAUCGAAACUAUAAAAAUAUGUGUGAAUUAUUUGGAAAUCUACCUAAGUUUGAAUAUGUAGAUUUUGCACUUAAUCAUCCAAUCUUCUGUUUUGAUCUAUCAGCUCACCAAGAAGAUCUUUUCAAAACAGGAGUGAACAUAAAUAUUCAUAUUGAAAAAACACAAGGAGAUGUAACAGCGGCGGGUGCAGCUACUGGAGGAAUAUCUGCCGCAGUCAAAGCUGACAACGCAAAGAAAGCAGCUGAUGCUAAAGCCGCUGAAGAACGCAGACAUAAUUUAGCACUGGAAAAGGAACCACGAGGUUCAGGAGUGGGAGAAAUGAUAGGCACAAUAAAAGAAUUUGGAAAAAGAUUUGGGGAAGAAACCAAGAAAACUGUUAAACAAGGAUUAAAUAAAUUAGUAGAUAGUAUUGACACGGGAGAAGUCAAAGUCAAACAUAAGGUUGAUGAAGUUGAUGAAGCAGAUGAUGAAGUUGAUGAAGCAGAUGAUGAAGUUGAUGAAGUUGAUGAUGAAGUUGAUGAAGUAGAUGAUGAAGAUGAUGAAUCAGAUGAUUAUGGAGAAAAUUAUCCACCAAUCACAGAACAAAUAGACGAAUUGGAAGAAGAGAUAGCUAGAGAAAACAGUGGACAAGGUAUAACGUUUUUAUCCGACAACAACGAAGAAUUGCUUAAUAGAUUACGAGUAAUAUUAGCGGCAAUGAAAGAAGGUCAUCGAUCACACAGUCAAUAUAAUGAAGUAAAUUGUAUAUUAAAAAGACUCCUAGAUAAAGGUAUCAUAGAUAAAAAUGAUUAUAAAAGCGUGAUUAAAAAUGUCAAAUAA
Messenger RNA from Lottia gigantea (owl limpet), 1920 nucleotides. RefSeq lists its product as hypothetical. The transcript has 3 exons. Lineage: Eukaryota; Metazoa; Mollusca; Gastropoda; Lottiidae. Bases 1 to 1920 code for a protein of 639 amino acids. The record is from RefSeq and is a predicted model, not a curated record.